Vespula pensylvanica (western yellowjacket) is the source of this 1534-nucleotide messenger RNA. RefSeq names its product zinc finger protein 83-like. Gene Ontology annotation, molecular function: DNA-binding transcription factor activity; RNA polymerase II cis-regulatory region sequence-specific DNA binding. NCBI's taxonomy places the organism in Eukaryota, Metazoa, Arthropoda, Insecta, Hymenoptera, Vespidae. Gene Ontology annotation, biological process: regulation of transcription by RNA polymerase II. The record is from RefSeq and is a predicted model, not a curated record. Bases 333 to 1364 code for a protein of 343 amino acids. The transcript has 6 exons.
UUAAAAUUCCUUCCUGUAAUAUUCCUAGAAUUCUAGCAUAAUUUUUAUUUUAUUAUAUGACAUUUUCUCUGAAAUAUUUCUUUUAGUCUUAUUAUAAAUAAUGAUAUUACAGUUAUAACAAAAAAUUGAUUUUUUUUAAUUAUUUUAUUAAAAAAUAAAUAAAAAGAAAAAAAAACUAUUCUAUAUUAAAAAUCCAAUUUAAUUUAAAAAUUGAAUUUCUGAAAAUUAACCUCAAUUAAACUUUUUGAUUAGUCUGGGAAAUUUAACCUCGGUUUUUAUAUACUUAAAACUAUUUUUUUCAAUAAUACAGAAGACGUCCACAUUGGUAUGUAAUGGGUCAAAAUAAAAUUAAAAGUCCACAAAAAAUUUUGGAUGAAACAUCAAACUUCACUAAAUCUCAAAAUAUUUCUAAGAAUGAACAAAGUGAUAGAAAAUAUGUGUGUAAAUAUACUGGAUGUAAUGCAAGAUAUUUUAAGCUGUCUCGAUUGGACAGACAUAUAAGAUUACAUACUGGAGAAAAGCCUUAUAAAUGUGAUUAUCCUGACUGUAUCAAAGCUUAUACUAACUCUAGUCAUUUGAAAAGACAUAUGGAAAUACAUAAUCCUACAAAGAAAAGAUUACAAUGUAGCAAAUGUUCUCUAACGAUCAGUAAUUAUCAUAAUCUAAAACGUCAUUAUGCACGUGUACAUAACAAUGAUAAUAUUUUAACGUGUAAUGAAUGUAAUGCAGUGUUUAGUAAAAAGCAUCAAUUAAUUCAGCAUAUUGCUAUACAUUUUGGUGUGACUUCAUACAAUUGCAGUAAAUGUAAUAAAAAAUAUGUAAAUAUAAAACGAUUAAAACGUCAUGAAACAAUACACGAAAAAGGACAGAAAAGUUAUUCUUGUCAAGUUGAACAAUGUUCUGAAGUUUUUGAUAAAUGGGCUUUACUUUGUAAACAUAAAAAAACACAUCAUAUUAAUGAUUAUAAAUGCGAUCAAUGUGAAAAAGUAUUUUCAAAUGAAACUCGCUUAAAAAAUCAUUCCAAAAUUCAUGAAAAAUCUAGACUUCUAAUAUCUUGUCCAUAUAAAGAUUGUCAAAGAUCAUAUUUGUUUGAAUCUAAUUUGAAUAAUCAUAUAAAAAUUUAUCAUCUAGGUCAGAGAUUUAUUUGUGAUGUAUGUAAAGCAGGGUUAUCAUCAAAACAAAAAUUAAUAGAACAUAUGCGAAUACACGAAAAUAAAAUAAAGAAAAGAAUACCUAAACAAUCUAAACGUAAAAAAAGAAAAGAUGCUGGCAUACCCAAGAAGAGUAUGGUAUCAACUCUAACUGGAUUAGUAUUUACUCAUCAAAUAGAAAAGGAACUCUUGAAAAGAGAAACUUCUGCAUGAUUCUUGCAAAAAUGCAAGUUGAGACAUAUAAUAGAGACAUGAAUCAGCAUCUUGCUACAUCUCCAUAAUGAAAAUUGUUUUUGUGAUCAUCACAUUAAAAAAUGCUAUUAACAUCAUCAUUUAUUGUACUCAUUAAUUUUUUAAUAAAGAAUAUCAUUUAAUAUAAUAUA